AUGCCGGCAACUGUGAUCCUGGAGCCCGCAGACCGCUGCUGCUGGGACGAGCCGGUGCACAUCACUGUGCACGGGCUGACCCCGGGGCAGCGGGUCACGCUGCGCGCGUCCCUGCGCGACGAGAAGGGCGCGCAUUUCCGGGCCCACGCGCGCUACUGCGCAGACGGCGGCGGCGAGCUGGACCUGGCGCGCGCGCCCGCGCUGGGCGGCAGCUUCGCGGGCCUCGAGCCUAUGGGACUCAUCUGGGCCCUGGAACCCGAGAAGCCUUUUUGGCGGUUCUUGAAGCGGGACGUGCAGACGCCCUUCGCGGUGGAGCUGGAGGUGCUCGAGGGUCACGAGCCCGAGCCGCAGCGGGUCCUGGGCCGGGCGGUGCACGAGCGCGACUUCCUGCGGCCUGGAGUACGGAGGGAGCCGGUGCGCGCGGGCCGUGUGCGCGCCACGCUCUUCCUGCCGCCAGGACCUGGACCUUUCCCAGGGAUCAUUGACAUCUUUGGCAUAGGAGGAGGCCUGUUGGAAUACCGAGCCACUAGUCUACUGGCUGGGAAGGGUUUUGCUGUGAUGGCUCUGGCUUAUUACAACUAUGAAGACCUCCCCAAGGGCAUAGAGACCCUCCACCUGGAGUACUUUGAAGAAGCCGUGAACUACCUGCUCAAUCGCCCUGAGGUAAAGGGUCCAGGACUUGGGCUGCUUGGAAUUUCUAAAGGGGGUGACCUCUGCCUCUCCAUGGCCUCAUUCCUGAAGGGCAUCACGGCUGCCACCAUAAUCAAUGGCUGUGUGGCCAAUAUUGGGGGAGUCUUACACUACAAAGACGAGACCCUGCCCCCCUUGAGUGCCAACCGAAAUCGAAUCAAGGUGACCAAAGAUGGCGUUGUAGACAUCACGGAUGCCCUCAAUAGCCCUUUGGAAGGCCCUGACCAGAAGAGCUUCAUUCCUGUGGAAAGGGCUGAGUGUACCUUCCUGUUCCUUGUUGGUCUGGAUGACCACAACUGGAAGAGUGAGUUCUAUGCUAAUGAGGCCUCUAACCGCUUACAGGCCCAUGGUAAGGAAAAGCCCCAGAUCAUCUGUUACCCAGGGGCCGGGCACUGUAUUGAGCCUCCUUACUUCCCCAAGUGCUGGGCUUCCCUGCACGCCUUGGUGGGCAGUCCUGUCAUCUGGGGUGGGGAGCCCAGAGCUCAUGCCAUGGCCCAGGUAGAUGCUUGGAAGCAACUCCAGGCUUUCUUCCACAAACACUUAGGUGGUAAAGAGGGGAAAACCCCAACAAAACUGUAACCUUUUAUUUGAUUUUGUGGCAUCUCUGAUGCUAAUAUGUCCUGAGAGCAGCCGCCACAAUUAGUGUGCAUGUGUUCAGUAACUACUUCUACCCCCAC
Messenger RNA from Trichechus manatus latirostris (Florida manatee), 1367 nucleotides. Its product is annotated as acyl-coenzyme A thioesterase 1. Bases 1 to 1269 code for a protein of 422 amino acids. NCBI's taxonomy places the organism in Eukaryota, Metazoa, Chordata, Mammalia, Sirenia, Trichechidae. The record is from RefSeq and is a predicted model, not a curated record. The transcript is spliced from 4 exons. Gene Ontology annotation, molecular function: fatty acyl-CoA hydrolase activity. Gene Ontology annotation, biological process: fatty acid metabolic process; acyl-CoA metabolic process.